Messenger RNA from Sclerotinia trifoliorum, 1947 nucleotides. NCBI's taxonomy places the organism in Eukaryota, Fungi, Ascomycota, Leotiomycetes, Helotiales, Sclerotiniaceae. The record is from the annotation of a GenBank genome assembly.
UUAUGUUGCAGACUGCAACUACAACUUGCAAAACUUCUGUUUCCUAUUGGCCUUAACAUUGGCCUAGACAAUAGACAACCAGGAAGGAGCAAGUUAAAUAGAAUCGAUGCAUCACCCCCUCCAUCAUCCUUCAUCCUCUUGACUUGAGAGUAUACCUCUCGAUCUUUACGCAUUUGAUUAUUCACCGUUCACGUUUCACCGUCCACACUCUAAUCCUCUAUCGAUACCAUCGCUCACUUCGAAUAUGCUGUCCACAACAAUUCGCGAUUACCUCUCAAGGCCAAAUCCAAUAUUUCAAUUGUUACCAUGGUACGGCCGGGGUACCAUAACAUCCACACCUCGGAAAGAAGCAGAAAUCUGGGAUCCCAUAGAGGGUAUGGAAGCCUGGGAAGAUUUCAAUCUCGAUCAAGUCAAUUUGGUCUUUGGAUCUCUGCUGGAUAAAAAAUUCAAUUUGCCCGAGUACCCUCCUGUUUUACCUGUCCAUCUCACGAUCCGCAACGAGAGAGCAUUCGAAUCUGUGGUUGUGGCCUAUAACUGCAUUAUUGUCAAUGCAGCACUGAAAGUGGCAUGUGAACAUCUGAAACUGAAGCAAGUUGCCUGGCUCUCAGGGAGCUAUGUUAGUCCCAGCCCUGAGAAAAUCAUCCCAGAUUGGGCAGGGAUUUGCAAUGAAAGCUACGGAAGGAGUGUUCUCCCCGGAGACAGCAAAUAUGCCCAACAAGAAUUUAGCUGGACCCCUACGGAAGAUCAUUACGAAAAGACAGAUGAUACAUCGAGCGAAGCAUCUAGUGACGCGAAUAGUUCUGCUAUAGCCACCGAGAGGGCCUUGACGCAAGUAAAUCACUAUGCGAAAAUAUACAAGUCUCGGUACUGCUACCUUAUCUCCCCAAAACAAGCUCUUUUGGUACGACGUCGGAAGGAUGAGCAACUGCCUGCUUCGGAAUCAUUAGCGAAAAAUCGGCCAUUAAGGCAAAAACCUGUAGCUAUGCCAUCUCAAUCACAGCGAAGUGAGAGCGAGCCCAGAUCUCCAUCACCAGCCAGGUCAGAUGCUUACGUGGAAGAUACUGAGCCAGACACGAACAUGCAAUAUCUCCAACUCUGUGCUGUGCCUUGGGGCAUUCCGGAAGAAGAGGGAAUAUCGUUGAAUCUGGCAUUGUGGGCAAUGCACAUGAUUUCCGCUGUGGAAAAUGAUGUGAGAUCAAGUUAUCCGGCAUUGAGUGAUGAUCCCGCGCUCAAGAUAUUUUCUGCCUGAUAUCAAACCUCUUAGCCUGACAGUCUACGAGUACUCUUAAGGUGAAUCAGAGUUAUUCCUUUCUUUCCCAACUUAUUCCUUUGCACAUCAACGGCACUUAACUCUCAAACAUCAAGGGGAAAAAAGCUCAAUCACUGACUACAAACGUGAACCAGAAAUCAACGCUUUAUCUAUUAACUAGCCACAUUGGAUGUACCAUACCUCGAAGCAGAGUUGUCCGUUCAUACAGAAUAAGGAGCAGGGUGAACUUACCCAAGAAUAUUUUCACGGUCCUGCAUACCCUUAAAUAAUUCUAUAUCACAAAAACGGAAUAUCCGCCACAUUCUCGGGCAUUGAUCAGUGAUUCAACCUUUUGCUCUCUGGGUUGGGCGGCUUUGAACACAGGGUCAGCGCAGAUUGCACGCCCAUCUUGAGUCCUAAAUUCAAUUAAGAACCGUCUAUCAAGUUUGUUCUCUUAAAUCUUUACUCUGGCCUCCUACCUUUGCCCUGAUACCUGUGAUGAUAGUGAAGUAAAUAUUUUUAUGUAUGUGCUUCAUCAAUAAUAUCGUCGGAAUAAUUAAGAUGAAAUCCCAAGUCAAGUCAACAAAUGACUUGAACUUGGUAGAGUAGAAGGAAAAUAAAGCGAGGCUUAUUUAUAUUGGCGUCAAAGUUUAUAUAGUAGAUGAGAUAAAUGAGGCUACUCAACUUAUAAGGAGUUG